Leishmania braziliensis MHOM/BR/75/M2904 is the source of this 8265-nucleotide messenger RNA. Its product is annotated as putative protein kinase. Gene Ontology annotation, molecular function: ATP binding; protein kinase activity; protein serine/threonine kinase activator activity. The transcript has a single exon. Lineage: Eukaryota; Euglenozoa; Kinetoplastea; Trypanosomatida; Trypanosomatidae. Gene Ontology annotation, biological process: regulation of DNA-templated transcription; protein phosphorylation; phosphorelay signal transduction system. Bases 1 to 8265 code for a protein of 2754 amino acids. The record is from RefSeq and is a predicted model, not a curated record.
AUGGACCCUGCUGGACGGAGCUUCAGUGGAGAGCAGCAGCAGCAGGCGAGUGAGGCGACGGGUGACGCAGGUCGUGAUACGGCUAAUGCACCGCUGCUGCAGUGCGCAGAAACGUCGCCGUUCGAGUCGGAAAGCUCGAAGUGCUCAGGGCUUGCGUCACCGCCCCCCUUAGCGCCUCUCUCCGUGGCAGUGCGGGUGGUCCCCACGCUCGCAGCGGCUACGACGAGCACAGCUUCCGCCACUUUCGCCGCGCCAGUGAUCGUUAGGUCCUCACAUGACUUGUCAUCAAGCUCUGCCACACCCCCUGUAACCGAAACUGCACUCAUCAGCGCGUCGGCGUCGUCGAACUUGCGCGGUGGCAAUGACACUGAUGGAGGCGAUGCGAAUGAGGGAGAGGAAGAGCCGUUUCUCACCAACGGCUCCAUCGCGUUGGCAGAGUUUACGAGCCUGCUGAACCCUACAGAGAACAACGCUAUUCUCAAGGAACACAUCAUUCACAUGCUCCGUGAUGUGGACACCGAAGAAACGCUGAUGCGUAUCGCUCACGCGUUGGAGACGCAGGAGACGAGCGAGACGCCGGUGGAUGUCAGUACCACGAUAUGUACGGAGUCGUCGCACGACGUAGAGUCCUACACACACGCGUCGCAGAGCACGGUGACCUCGAUGAGCAUGACGCAGGGUCGGCGCUCCAGUGUCCUGUCGCGCCGAGAGGCCACCAGCCUUGAGGAGUUCGCUGGCCUCUCGUUUCUGCGCUCGCGGCGACGCACGACGUCGCCCAGCGCGCAAGACUGCCCAUCGUUGGCGCAGCCAUUGGAGAAUAGGGGCCUGUACAACCAGUCCGCACGCGGCCUUGGUGGCCCAAUGGACGUCUCCUUCAACUCCCACACGUCUGCCGGCACGCGUGAGGAAGAACUGCAGAGGUCGAAGCAGCACGAUGAUCCCCCGUCAGCCUUCAUGGCGACCAGCGAGUCUCAAUUUAGUGAAACGACCGCGACGCUGCUUGACGACCCACUGCUGCGCGAACUGCCGGAACUUCCAACUUGCAUCCAAAGCGAGGGUCGACGUGCCGCGGUAUCGGCGGCGCCGUACACGUCGCCAUUCGACAUCAUCAGUGGUGAUGCGCCGGCCACGGCACCGCUUCCCUUACGCGUUGUGCCCAAGACUGCGGCGGAGGAGCAGCAGCUGCGUCGGCUACUGCACCGCUGCCACAGCUUCUCCUCCCUUGAGGCAGACACCCUUGAGGCCGUCCUGAAGGCUAUGGACAAGGAGAUACAUGCAGCCGGCGCGGCCAUCUUGGAGCAGGGGCAGCCCACGACGGAGAAGCUCUACCUCGUCAGCGAGGGCACAUGCGAAGCCAUUAAGAACGGCAAGUCGCUCGGCCCGCUGCAGCCGGGCGGGACCUUUGGUGAGCUGGAGCUCAUGUACAAGCAGGCCAUGUGCGCGGCAACGAUCCGGUGUGUGACGCGGUGCGUACUCUACACGCUAGACGAGGCGAGCUACCACUGCGCUGUCAUGUCAAGCUCACUGCAGAAGCGGCGCAGAUUUGAGAAGCUGACAAUGAGCGUGCCUUUCCUGCGGGGCCUGCCGGACUUUGAGCGGAUGAAGAUUGCCGAGGCGCUCGAGACGCGGGUCUACAAGCACGGCAAGACAAUCAUUCGCUUCGGCUCGCCUGGCAACUACAUGCACUUCAUCGUCGAGGGUGAGGUAAAGGUGAUUGGGAGGAACAGUGGUCGUCGAGUCGAAGUAGUACGCCUGCGCGCCGGUGACGUCGUCGGCGAGCUUGAGUUUCUCUUUAACCACCUCACUGUGGCAGACGUUGUGGCUACGUCUCGCGAGGUUCGGACGGCAUGUAUUAGUCGCGAGCACUUCGAGCUCAUUAUCGGGCCUAUACAAGACCGCCUGAAGGAGUUCAUCGCAACCUCCUCUACCUACGAAAAGUACUACGUCUCUGAGGUGGCGAACGAGAGUGUACGCAGCGAGCUCAACCGCAUCGAGUCGUCGCGCAAGCAUCGGCGCGUCGCCUCGCAUGAUGAGUGGACGACAAUCGGGGUCACCGAUCCACACGGAGAGGUGCUGCUAAGCGCACCACUAGCGCUGCUCCACGGCAAGUGUGGUGCCUCCAACAGCGACUCAACGGUCAAGGGUGGUGCUGACGCGCAUGGGCAACGCAGGCAGGCAGCGGGGGACUCGGACCAGCUGUCAAUGGGGCUGCUGCGGUUCCCCUUUGCGCCAGUCGCGGGCAAGGAUGUGGCCGUGUUGGCUCUCCGCGAGGACGGCCUCAUCAUCUACUGGAACUCAGUGCUGGAAAGGCUAAUGAACUACUCUGCAGACGAAGUAGUGGGGCAAAACAUUUACUCCUUUCUCCUCUCGGAGCGGGAGCAGCAGUCUAUGUACAAGGCCAUCAACGCGGCGCGCAACUACGCUGGCGAAGCCGAGGCAUUUUUGAAGCAGCCGAACACAAAGUCGAUCCAGUUCACGCUCGCCCGCAGCGACGGCCUCACGAAGACGACCAUUCAACUCACCAUUGCCCCGCCAGUCGUGUCAGCCGGCGGCAACGCAGCGGAGGUGGUGUUGGGCUUUGGCAAGGAGGUCAGGGAGGGGCCACAGAAAAUGUUGGAGCAGCCGCAGUGGCUCUCUGGUCAAAUUCGCACCAUUUUGGCGGACGGCACACAGACUUUCGAGGAGCGACUGGAGUGCAUCGCGGAGACGCUGAACAACUUCGAGUCCACCUACCGCGCGAUGACGGUGUCGACGGAGCGGUUGCGUGUGGUGAACAUACGGCAGAUGAUGGGGCAUGUUCUCAUGAACUUUGGCGGCGAAUGCGUGAGCCGCGGCAUUUCCGUCCGGCAGCUCUUUGAAGGGCUCCCGUCGGAGCGCGCCUACCUUGACGCUGACUUGCUGCCAAAGUGCUUGUGCUACGCAAUGAAGUUGUGCCUCAAGUACAGCGACCCCGGCGGCAGCAUCGUCUCCAUCAUGACCACCGUCACGGAGAAAAAUGGACUCGAGUUUUUGGUGAUUAACUUCAACCUGACCGGCGAUGGCAUGCCUAAGGCGAUUGCAAAGUUCUUCGACUCGUCGCUGAACAAGCACAGCGACUCUUGCGCAACGCUGAGCCUCGAAGUCGGCGAGGACGGCGACAGCGACGACGACGACGGUGAGAACUACGCAGAGGAGUCGACAGAGCUACGGAAAACGAUGCGGCCUGGGCUGCGGCGCAAGCUGCUCCGUGUGCAACGUGCCGUCGAGGACCAGGGUGGGACGCUGCGCAUGCUCCGCAACCCGCAAGACUCGAACAUCGCCUUUCUCAUCCCCUUCAUGCCGGCGAGCGAGCAGGAUGCCGAGAAUGCCUUCGUAGAGGAGUCACUGAGCACCUUGGCCGACUCCACCAGCGCAAGUCAGUCGAUGUCACUGGCAGGGAUGGGCAACGGUAUCGGACCCCCAACCGCUGCGGCCACAGCAACUGGUGCCGGCAGAGGGCAUAGUGCAACUUUCUUGCCUGGCGGCUACAGCAAGGCUGCCGGGAGUGUGUCGUUUGCAGCCACCCCCGCGGGCGAGGCCAGUGGACUAUCGAACCAGUCGGUGCCCGGGUCCGCCGUCACCGUGCCUGGGCAACCAAACUUCAGCUACACGACCUGCCUCGCAGAGGACACGCCGGCCCACCGCAUCAUGCUCUCUUCAUUCCUGUGGGAACGCCACCACGCGGUCCUGACGGCUUUCACCUUUGAGGACGUCGUGGGUCUUGCCGGAGUCGCCGACAUUCUCAUCAUUGACCUACAGCAGUCUGCCAUUACCUCCCCGCAUGACCUCGACCCCAUUACGCGGCUGCGCGAGAUGCUACGGCACAUGGCCGUGAUCAUCACCGCCACCAACUUCGACCUCGUCAGCAGUGACACGUAUGCGGCGGCCGGCUUCAUUACACUGAAGAAGCCGUGCACCCCUGUCCAGGCCAUGAAAGCGAUCCGCCACGCAGAGGAGAAGUCGGCCGUUGUGAAGCUAGAAAGAAUGCGUAUCGAGCAGACACGUGAAACGCUAGCGCGCAACAGCCGCGGCGCCUGGCGUCACGGGGCCCUCCUCGGGAAAGGAUCUUCUGGCGAGGUGUAUGAAGCGUACGACGUGCUGACAGGCGGCAAGAUGGCCGUGAAAGAAAUGCGACUGGGCAAUAACGAUGCCAAGAUUGAGCAGUUUGUGCAGGAGAUCAGCACCAUGUGCAACCUGCAGCACCCCAACAUCAUCCACUACUUCUACUGCGAGGAGAGCAAGGAGCAGAAGGUGAUUCGGGUGUUUAUGGAGUUCGCUGGCGGCGGCACGCUGCAGUCACUGCUGAAAAGAAAGGGAAAACUCCAGUACGUUGAGCUGCGGGCGCUGCUGCGGGAUGUGGUAGAGGGGCUUGCGUACAUUCACUCACAGCACUACGUCCACGGCGACAUCAAGACAGCCAACGUGCUGCUGAGCAGUGAUGGCAAAGGCAAGAUCGGCGACUUUGGCACGGCGCGCACAGUGCAGGAUGGGGAGCUGCUAUACGUGAUGCAGGGCAGCCCGCUCUACAUGUCGCCCGAGUGUAUGUCAGCCGGGGAGGAGGACGAGGAGGGCAACCGAAUCGGCUAUGGCUUUCCUUCCGAUAUAUGGUCGCUUGGCUGCGUCGCGAUGGAAAUGGCGACAAACAAGCCGCCUUUCGCGCACAUCAAGUCUAUUAAGGGGCCCGCAGGCUUGACAAACUUCAUCACAUCGCUGACGGACGUCCCUGACUUGUCGCCGCUCUUCAAGUGCCACCCCUCCAUCGUGGAGUUUGUCUCAGCGUGUCUGAACCCUGACCCGAGCCAGCGCGCCUCCGCGCAGGACCUGCUGCAGAUGAGCCUCUUUAGUGAGUCGACGCAUGGCGACCGCAACUCCGCCGUGAAGGCACUGAAGCGGGCGCAGCUGCUGCACGUGCUGAAGAAGUUCGUAGCCUUCCAGGAGCCCCAAGAGGCGGAUAAGCUGAAGAAGCGGCGUAACCGCCCCAAGGUGCGCCGGCUCACCUCCGACUUCUUCAGCUCCAACAGCAGCCCCAGCGACACCGCUAGCAGCGGCAGCGCGGGGAGACUGACGUCGACAGCCCCCUUGAAGUCGGCGCUCGCUGCGGAAGUUGAAGGAGUAGCUGGCGAAAAGCGGUGUCAGGGUGCAACCGCCGCAGUAGCGGAAGGAAACGAGGACGAGUCCGAGACGGACGUCCCACGGCACAGCGACAAGGCGGCGCUGGCGGCGAGCGGCACCUCCCAGACUCCCGACGGCGCGAGGGCUGCUAGAGCAAGCGCGGAGGCGUCAUUGUCCAACACGGUCACCGCCGCGGGCAGCAGCUUGAAUCUAACGGCAUCGACCUUCAGGCGCUACCUGCGCAAGUGGGACUUCUCCUCCACAUCCUCCUCCUCGUCUGCCGAGUCGAAUAGGAGGCCGAAGGCAAUGGCGCCCGCUGCGGGUGGAGACGGAGGUGCGCAGCGCACUCCCCAGCGGCACUGCGACCCCGUCACAGGCGUCGCUGGCCAAAACGACAAGGCUGAGCCGGAUGCGCGCAACCCGAAAGCGGAGGUAGCGUAUGAGCUCUCUCCGACCCCGAAGAAGCGCUCCAAGACGCGCUCUCGUCCGCAAACACAACUGCCACUGCCAGUGCGGAGCUCAUCGCAUCAGCAACGGGACCGAGGCAGCACCACCACCAUAACAACGAACAGUACUGAGGAAGCCUUCUUCGCGACGUCGUCGAACAGCAGGAGCAGCAGCAGCAGCAACAGCGGUCGCACGCCCAAUAAGGCUAGCUCUCGCAACGAAGCCGUUGGCUACACCCCCAGCUUUCCUGGCCGACGCCGCAACGUGAUGCUGGAUGAGGCUGGCAACAUCGUGUCGUUUGACCAGCUGCGGAGCAUGACGAGCGGGGCGACACUGCCGGACAGCAAGGGCGAACAGCACGGAGUCGGUGUUUCCACUGGAAGGGGUGCUGAGGUUGCCGCAGCGGCGACGGCCGAAGUCACCGCUCCGCCGCGCACACCGCUGUCCACUCUUGGUGACGUGAAUGAUCACGCGCUGAGUCCAAGCAAUGCCAUGGGUCUCGUCAACGCGUCCUUCGCUCAGCCGCCAGGCAACUUCUCAUUCUUCAAUUAUAGUUUCAACAAGAACAUCAGUUUUCUGGGCGCCAACAUGGACGAGGUACUGAACAGCGCGGCAAACGAUUUCCUCAACCACCUUGCGGCGAACUCGCACACGAACAAUGCAGCGUGCGUCGAGACGGUCAGCAGCGCCGGCAGCGCGGGGCAGCCGUCCUCAAGGACACUCCUGUGUGGAGAGAGGUCAGGCAGUGGGCGAAGCCACGCGGUGCCCUCUAGCACAAGAGAAGGGGAAGGUCACACCGAUUGCACAGUCGUCGUGACCAGCCCACUGGCAGGGGCAGGUCAUAGCGAAGACUGCAGCAGCGUGGCGGAGACGCCGUCGCGGCAGCGGGGCUGGACAGUGAGCCGCAGCCCCUCCACCCGAAGUCCGCUGGGUGUGUGUGGGCAGGGCGAGCCGGCACUGAUUGAAGGCGGAAACGGGGUGCAGCACAGCGGGGCCACGUUGCCGCGGCCGCAGACACCGCCGAAUCUCCUGUCCAUGGCAGCGACACCCGCUGCUGCCUCCCGCUCCCUUUACCCCGUCUCGAGCCAGCUGGGCUCCGCCUCGUACACCUCAGACGAUGGCACCGCCAGCAUCACACCGCGUGCUGAUAGCGUGCCUCUUGUGGGGGCUGCCGCCCCACCGCAUCGGCGGCGCCGCGUACGGCCGCCGAUAACCAACCAGUCGUUCUUUGUGGUGGAGGACCGGUCGUCCGUGUCCUUUUACGGCGGAGCGCAGACGACGUCGACGCUAGCAACCCCCUCCAACAUAAGCAGCGCAAGGAUGCCCGGGUUCAGCGCCGGGAGCCCUUUCUCGCACGCCCAGAUCAGCCUCACCACCCUGUCAAGCGUGGCCUCCGCAGACGGCAGCAUCACCGGAGGCAUGGCAGGUGAUACGAACAACAGCGCCAUGCUUCAGCAGCACUACGCAAGCGUCGCGGUUGUAGCGCCGCCGCCGGUCUUCUCCACCUUAUCGGUGAGCAACGCGCGGGCAAUGUGGCAGCAACGACGGCGCCACAGAGCUGCCGGCAGUCGCGGCGGUGGGGGAGGUAGCAGCGUCAGCAAUUUCCGCCCCUCAGCACCGCUGAGCAGCGAGGGCAGCGUCUAUCUGACGGCGGCCGAUACGCACCAGGGAGACGGUCAGAUGGGGCGAGCGGCAGACGCUGUCGGGAGCCGUGAGGGUGAUGAUGACGACGACCUGCCCAGCGCCGCCUUUGCCUCGAUGCGCUCCGGCUUCUCCCGACAGUCAUCCUUGCGAAGCUCCCCCUACCUCACAGCAGAGACCCUCUCUGCGACACACGAGCAGGACAUAAAGCAACGCCGCGCCAAAGGUGGCGACACCGCCACGCUCGGCAGUGAGGACCGUCGGAGUGCCGAUGCACGAGACGCACCGCUCUUCAGCAGUCCCACUACCGAAAGAGAGCCACUCCUCCUCGCGCACCUACGGCACAUUGAGGAGGCACUGCAGGAUGUGCUGUCGCAGCUGCAGGCGCGGCAGCGUCAGCACAUCCCGCAGCUCCGCCUAAGGGAAAGUAGCAGCCCAGUUACCGAGGUACAGGACAGUUUCGACUGCGCGCCGUCUUCCACCGCCAUCACGGCCUUUCAAGCCACGCUGCCGCAGAGCGCGAUGCAGUCCACGACCCUUCACAACGCCACCCUGCUCCCGCCUGCGUUCGCUAGCAGCGCGUCUGAGGUGGCCACAACAGCGACGGCGGCCCCACCGCAGCACAGCGGAAUGGGAAUCAACAUCGUUCCUGCCGAGCUGCCGCAGCUGCUCUCAUCCCGUACGGCCUCCGUGAUGAUUCCGCCAUCCAAGCAAGGCAUGACCAACCCGCUCGCAAUGCGGGCAUCACCACCGCUGUCGAUGCACCGUAGCAAUCCUCUGUGGCCAACAGAGGACUGCUACGCAACGGAAGUACGGGACCCGGUGCGCCAUAACUCCACGGGAGUGUCUGACACACUACUCCCACCCAGCGUGCCCGGGCGCAGUGCUAGCAGCAGCGGCGAUGAUGUGACUGUAGAGGACCUGCUGCACAAGGUGCUGCAGCGGGUGAAUCUACUUUUAGACGAGGUCUCGCAUCUUUCACCGCCCGUCACGUCGUACUCAUCACCACUGACACCAACGACGACGAACGCAUCGCAAGCCUCGUAG